AUGGCAAAGCUCACUGAUGAUGCCGACUACGAUGCCGGCGAAACGUUUGAGAAUGUAUCAAGUCCAUUUUCAGAUGCUGGGACUCAUGGCAACUACUAUGGCAGACGACUUCGGACUAGUUGUGCUAUUAUUAUUCUUCCUAUCCUGGCCCAUCUAUUUACCCACUAUCCUCUUAUCGCCCUCACGACCUAUUCAUCCUCCAGAGUUGUGCCCUUUCUUGGCAAUUGUGGCAUGGCGACAUCACACCUCGGUCUGUCCUGCCUCCCUCCCUCUCGAUUUACUGAUCCGACUCAGACCUAUUCGGAUCUCCCUCAUGGGCUUGUAGAUCUGAUUCUUAUCUUUCUGGUUGACCGAGUUCACUCGUUUCCGCCCCCAGUGUAG
Molecule: messenger RNA, 381 nt
Organism: Protopolystoma xenopodis
Lineage: Eukaryota; Metazoa; Platyhelminthes; Monogenea; Polystomatidea; Polystomatidae
Source: the annotation of a GenBank genome assembly